AUGUCCUGGGGGAAAUACAGUAAACGCGAUUUUAACUGGGGAUCCACCGGGACAACAGCAAAUGUAGGACCAGGAAGUUAUGAAAUUCGUGAUAUUUCAAAAGUCAAGCAUAAUUAUGAUACAUCUUUUGGUGGUUCGAAAGAAAAAAGGAAUCCUUUUGGCCAAAAAAUACACAGAACACCAGAUCCUGGUGCAUACAAUCCAGAUAAACCUGCAUCAAAACAAUCACGGCCAUGUUCAGCAUUUCAAUCUCGAAGCGAAAGAACUCCUUUUCAGAUUAAUGACGGCCCUUCACCAGUAGAUCAUAGCCAAAUUACAUCAUGGGCAUCAAAAAGCUCAAGAAGGCCAAAAUCUUCAAUAAAGAAAGCUCCGAUGCCUUAUUCACCAAAUGUUGGACAAGGAGUAGAUGGAUAUGAAACUUUACCUGACGGAAGCUUACGUCCAAUUCUCAGAGACACACAUGAUCAGUCAUACUUAGGGCCUGGUUGCUACGAUCCAGAUAUUCCAAAGACAAACAUAGGAGCAUCACUCAAAUAUGGACGACCUCAGACAUGCUUAAUUGAUAGAGAACAGAAAAAUGUUCCAGGACCUGGAGCUUAUACACCUCGAACCGGAAAUAUUAAAAUACAGCCAAAUAUCAGAGAAUACCAUGACGAAAGGCCAUUAGAAUCACCAAAAGGUGGCAACAUGGCUCACGGCGACCUUAUAAAUUAUAACAAGGCCACUUCUAAUUUUAAAUCCAAAGUUAAAAGAGAUCUUUGGGCAAAACCAAAUGAUUAUCCAGGACCACAGAAGUACGCAAGCGCUGAAUCAUCUGCAAGAAGAGCGAAAUCUAGUGCCAGAACUCCAAGAUCUGGUUUCGGUUCAAAUGCUCCUCGCUUCAAAGAUGCAGCAGAUGAUAUGCCAGGUCCAGGAGAUUAUGAAGCUAAAGAUGUUCAUUGGAUGAAAUCACCAACUUCAAAUCUUCCACGAGCCAUUGCAAAAACACAAUUUUAUGGAACAACUUCACCAGGACCUGGAUCAUACGAACUUGAUUUCAGUAGCUUUAAACUUAAAUCUACAGAUCCUUCACCUCAAUUUCAUAAUACAGAUUCAAGGAGAAUAUAUGAUAUUAAUUAUGAUACUCCUGGACCUGGUGCAUACUCACCAAAGGAUAUAUCUAACGUUGGCGCUAUUAAUAAAACAUAUGGAAAAGCAAAAGAAUCUCGAAUCGGAUUUCUUGAAAUUAAGAAAGGGCCAUCACCAGUUGAUUAUAAUGUUAGAGAAUUUAGACAACAAAAAAGGAGUUCAUCAGUGUCACGAGCUACAAGAUUUGAGAAUUCACCAAGAAAUGAUGUACCUGGACCAGGUGCAUACAAUGUUGACCAUAAUCAUGAUGGACUUAUUAAGAGGUCGUUUAAUUCUGACCUGAAGAAAGUGAAUCAAUGA
Trichomonas vaginalis G3 is the source of this 1428-nucleotide messenger RNA. Its product is annotated as sperm-tail PG-rich domain-containing protein. The coding region runs from base 1 to 1428 and encodes 475 amino acids. The record is from RefSeq and is a predicted model, not a curated record. Lineage: Eukaryota; Parabasalia; Trichomonadida; Trichomonadidae. The transcript has a single exon.